UGAAGCUCUUUCUCAAGCAUUUCAUUCAUUUUCAAAGCGCCAGCACGCGGGAGAGAGAUAACACAGAGAUCAGAGAGAAUUUUGAAAAACAAAGCAAAAAAAACGAAACGAAUCGGUGAGAAGGAAAAAAUCUGAAACUGUCAAGAGACGUUUUACAUGCGUUCGUAAACAAAAACAAAAAAACAUACCAUACCUUAUACGAAAGGCGAUACAUAUAUAUAUAUACGUUUAUAUUGUGUUACCUAUAGCUCUGCAGAGUUUUGGAAUUUUCACGGAGAUCUUUGAUCGGAGAUAGUACAUCGAUUCGGAUUUCAGAGAUAGACUCUCUUGCGUUGUUGCUUGGAUCUCUGCUUCACCGUUGAUAAUUCCAGGUUCUUGAAUCCUCUCAUUAGAUCAGAAGUGUUCAGCUAGGGAACUUAGGUGUUGCGUGGUUCUGUAGUUUAAGGUUUUGAUGAGAUGAAGGCAGUUAAAAGGUGGAGUGUAGGGAACUUAGGUGAUAUGGCGUCUUCUUUGCCUGGAGCUAGACACCGUGCUCCUCCUGCAAGAAGACGAGUUUGGAUCAUCAUGGUUCUAUCGUUGAUCAGCUUGUUCUUUAUUGUCGCUUAUAUGUACCCUCAUCACAGUAAACGUGCUUGUUAUAUGAUUUCUUCAAGAGGAUGUAAGGCUUUAGCUGAUUGGCUUCCACCUUCUCUGAGGGAAUACUCAGAUGAUGAGAUUGCUGCUCGUGUUGUCAUUAGCGAGAUCUUGAGUUCACCUCCUGUUAUUAGAAAGAACUCCAAAAUUGCAUUCAUGUUCUUGACUCCUGGUACAUUGCCUUUCGAGAAGCUGUGGGACAGAUUUUUCCAGGGCCAUGAAGGAAAGUUCUCUGUUUAUAUCCAUGCAUCAAAGGAAAGGCCAGUUCACUACAGUCGUUACUUUGUCAACCGCGAAAUUCGCAGUGAUGAGGUGGUGUGGGGAAGAAUAUCAAUGGUUGAUGCAGAGAGACGGUUAUUAGCUAAUGCUCUUAGAGACCCCUCAAACCAGCAAUUUGCUUUACUCUCUGAUAGUUGUGUACCACUUCGGAGUUUUGAAUACAUUUACAAUUACUUGAUGUACAGCAAUGUUAGCUAUGUUGACUGCUUUGAUGAUCCAGGUCAACAUGGAGUAGGCAGACAUAUGAAUCACAUGUUGCCUGAAAUUCCAAAGAAGGAUUUUCGAAAGGGUGCACAGUGGUUCACCAUGAAGCGACAACACGCUGUAGCAACUAUGGCAGACAGUCUUUACUACUCUAAAUUCCGAGAUUACUGCGGGCCAGGCAUAGAGAACAACAAGAACUGCAUAGCUGAUGAACACUACCUGCCAACAUUCUUUCAUAUGCUCGAUCCCAGUGGGAUUUCUAACUGGACUGUAACACAAGUUGAUUGGUCUGAAAGAAAGUGGCAUCCCAAAACAUAUAUGCCUGAAGAUAUCACACACGAGUUACUAAACAACCUCACGUCUACUGACACUGUUGUACAUGUCACAAGUGUUGGGAUGGGUGAAGAAAUAUGGAUGCCUUGUAUCUGGAACGGAAUCAAAAGACCUUGCUACUUGUUUGGAAGGAAAUUUCACCCGGAUACGCUCGAUAAACUCUUGGAUCUCUUCUCAAAUUACACAAGAUCGGUCACUUGGCAUUUGUGAUUAUAAAGGGUAUUUUUUUUUCUACACACACUCAGAUUCUUUGACCAAUGUUCGAUUCCCCACCCAGAUGAAUCUAUAUCAACUCUGAAGCUAUAACACUACAAGUCUAGAAGCUUAAGGAGGUGUGAGAUUUUUUUUCUCAUAAUAUGCUUCAUUUGGUUGGAAGGAGACGUUGGUUCUAUUCUUCUCUACUCUGUUUUUUGGCUAUAUAUCUCACUUGUUACUUUACUGUUGUGAAAAGGGGAACUCUAGACCGAUUCUUUUUUAUUUUUUUUUGGAUCGAUUUUGUUUUGUGUUCAGAAUGUUAAACAAACAGAGCUACACAGGUUUAUAGAGUUUCUUUGCAUAUAUACCAUAUUUUCUUUGGUUUUGA
Messenger RNA from Capsella rubella, 2032 nucleotides. RefSeq lists its product as uncharacterized. The record is from RefSeq and is a predicted model, not a curated record. The coding region runs from base 457 to 1659 and encodes 400 amino acids. The transcript is spliced from 11 exons. Gene Ontology annotation, cellular component: membrane. Gene Ontology annotation, molecular function: glycosyltransferase activity. Lineage: Eukaryota; Viridiplantae; Streptophyta; Magnoliopsida; Brassicales; Brassicaceae.